Messenger RNA from Cutaneotrichosporon cavernicola, 2625 nucleotides. RefSeq lists its product as uncharacterized. The coding region runs from base 1 to 2625 and encodes 874 amino acids. Gene Ontology annotation, biological process: protein N-linked glycosylation. The record is from RefSeq and is a predicted model, not a curated record. The transcript is spliced from 12 exons. Gene Ontology annotation, molecular function: GDP-Man:Man(3)GlcNAc(2)-PP-Dol alpha-1,2-mannosyltransferase activity. Gene Ontology annotation, cellular component: endoplasmic reticulum membrane. NCBI's taxonomy places the organism in Eukaryota, Fungi, Basidiomycota, Tremellomycetes, Trichosporonales, Trichosporonaceae.
AUGGCAGACCUCAGUACAGAAGUACUGGUCAACUACGCCAUCUUGUAUGGCUACUUUGCCAUUAUCUUGGCCUGUUUCGCUGCCGUCAUCGCUUCCAUUCUCGGUCAGAGUCCUACCAAGAAGGCGGUCCUCAGUGGUCGUCCGUUCCUCUUCAUUCGGUGUGCCGUCGGAGGGCUCAUAUCAACAUGGUACUUCAUGAUCCAGUUCAUGAAGUGGUCGUACACAUCGUACAUCUCCGUCCGCCCUGGUGCUACGGCAGGCGACUGGCUCGUCAACACAUCGCUCUUUGCCCAAGCCUGGCGAGCGGUCUGUGUCGGCGCCCCCAACUGGUGGUGGAGCAGCUGGAUCUGCACCGCCGCCAUUCUCUUCGCAGCCAUCAUUUGGUCUGAAACAUUCCGUCGCGGAAUCAAGUACCCCGCCGUGUACAUGAUCCUCGGGCAGCUCGUCGCCAUCUCGGUGGCGCUCGCGCUCUUCCUCACCGCCGUGUACCUCCAUGAGCCGAUCCCGAACCGAAAGCCGAAAGCUCCCCUCAUGCUCUGCUUCCUGCUCAUCUCAGCACAGGUUGCCAUGUUUAUUCUCCCCGAGCUUGCGGACCAGCCAGCGUUCGUGUAUGUCCUCGCAUUUAUCCACGGUGCGGUAGUGAUUCCGCUCUUCUUCAUCCCCAAGAACGGGCGGAACGAGUCAGGCUCGCUCCCGUUUGGCGGCCUCUUGCCACUGCUUGCUGUCCUCGCGGCAAUCAUCCACACCUUGACCACUAUUCGUGUCCUGGACAUGCUCCCGUCCGCCAAGUGGCUUCCGACCUACCUGUACAGGAUCUUCCUCGCCCACCCGGCCCAGGCCUCGGUCUCCUCUGAUGUCGUGUGGGUUGUAAUUACCUCCAUCACGUGGUGGUUCGUCAAGGGCUCCAUAACGAGCAUCAUCGUCAAACUCUCCCUUCUCGCCGCUGCCGUGGCCGUUGCUGCGGCGCGACACUUUGGUGUGAACUGGUACUUUAUCGGCAGCUGCGUGCCCAUCCUUGCGCUUCUUGUCGUUGCUGGCGCGGCUUUUGUCCUGUCCAACGUACGCUCGCGCAACGACGAGAAGCGCGCGGCAGUCCUGGAGAAGCUGGGCAUCAAAGAACAGGGUGUGAUCCCUGGCACAUCAAAGGAGCCACCUACCAUGGCCAAGAAGCGUCUGGUUGUAGGAUUCUGGCACCCGUACUGUAAUGCCGGAGGUGGUGGUGAACGGGUGUUGUGGACCGCGAUCGCGUGGCUCCAGCGCGUUCACCCCAAAGUCGUCAUCGUCGUUUACAGCGGCGAUUACCCAGCUGCGUCGAAAGAAGAGAUCAUUGCCAAGGUCAACGAUCGCUUCUCGAUCAAACUGUCCCCAGCAACCCUCGCUUUCAUCCCGCUCCGAUCGCGGCAUCUCAUCUCCGACACCUACUGGCGCCGCUUCACGCUUCUUGGCCAGUCCUUCGGAAGUGUGCUGCUAGCGUGGGAAGGGUUGUGUAGUCGCGACGGUCUGUGGGGUGACAUCUUCAUUGACUCGAUGGGUUACGCCUUUACGUUACCCUUUGUGCGCCUUGUUGCGGGUGGAGACAUCGCCAUAGGCUCGUACACGCACUAUCCCACGGUCAGCAGCGACAUGGUUAAGCGUGUGCGUGAGCGUGUAGCCGGAGUUGAGAAUGGCGGUGCCUCAAGCAGCGCGUUCCGAACAUGGGCUAAGCUUGUGUACUAUAGGAUGUUCACGUCGCUGUACUCGGUGGCGCUGUUGUUCUCGCAGCACACCAUGACGAACUCGUCGUGGACUCAGGCGCAUAUCAAGUCGCUGCUCAACGACGGCCGCAAGUCGCUGCUGGCUCAGCUGCUGCUGAUGGACGACGCUUCGCGGAAUGCCGGUGACACGGCGCGGGUGUGCGAGGUAGUGUUCCCGCCGUGUGACACGGCGGAACUGUCCAAGCUGGGGAACCUUGAUUCUCGCAAGCGCCAACUGGUAUCGUUGGCCCAAUUCAGGCCUGAAAAGGACCAGGCCAAGCAACUGCAAGCAUUGAGCACCUUGUUCGAGAAGCACCCCGAGUACAAGACGGGACCUGGUGGAAUCCAUCUCACGUUGAUGGGUGGAUGCCGCGACGCCGCUGACGAGGCCCGUGUAAAUGGUCUUAAGAAACUCGCGUCCAAGCUGAAUAUUGAGGAACAGGUGACGUUCCUGGUCAACGCGCCGUACCCCGACAUUGUUGCCCACCUGAGCACUGCGUCGGUCGGCCUGAACACGAUGCAGGACGAGCAUUUUGGCAUUAACGUUGUGGAAUUUAUGGCCGCUGGGCUUAUUCCUAUUGUUCACGCGUCUGCUGGACCUUUGCUGGAUAUUGUCGUGUCCCAUGACGGCAACAAGACAGGUUUCCACGCAACCGACGCCGAGUCGUUUGCGGAUGCUAUCCAUGAGGCUCUGUCGCUGUCUCGGCAGCAGGAGCUGGCGAUGCGGCGGGCGGCCCGCUCGCUUGCCCGUGACAAGUUUUCGGAAGCUGUGUUUGAGCGAGCCUUUGCUCGGGGAUGGAGCCGCCUUGCGCGUGCGGCUGGCGGCGCGGAGUUUGCUGAGGAUGUUGGGGGAGCGGGAGGCAAGCUCAAGGCGCCGGGUCGACCGUCAUGA